GCUUGGCGCUGGGGGCGGGCACUGAGGCCGAGGGUAGCUUGAGCGCGGCGGCGGCGUUGUUCAGUCAGAGCGAGAACAUUCCAGAGAGCUGUUGCGCAGCCAUUGGUACCUGUAUUGGGGAAACAUAGCAUACAAGCAAGAAGCUUACAGCCUCAGUGGCGAAAAUUUUUUCAUGUCAGAGACCGAGAACUCUUGCAGUCGUUUAUGUCAUCCCUUCUUCUCCAGACAGAAGAUACCAAAAAGUUGCAAUCAAAGAUCUCUUCAUCUUAUUGAUAAAGCCACUAAUAAGCCAAAAUGUCUGUCAACGUCAACCGCAGCGUGUCAGACCAGUUCUAUCGCUACAAGAUGCCCCGUCUGAUUGCCAAGGUUGAGGGCAAAGGAAAUGGAAUCAAGACAGUUAUAGUCAACAUGGUUGACGUUGCAAAGGCGCUUAAUCGGCCUCCAACGUAUCCCACCAAAUAUUUUGGUUGCGAGCUGGGCGCACAGACCCAGUUUGAUGUUAAGAAUGACCGUUACAUUGUCAAUGGAUCUCAUGAGGCGAAUAAGCUGCAAGACAUGUUGGAUGGAUUCAUUAAAAAAUUUGUUCUCUGUCCUGAGUGUGAGAAUCCUGAAACAGAGCUGCAUGUCAAUCCAAAGAAGCAAACAAUAGGUAACUCUUGUAAAGCCUGUGGUUACCGAGGCAUGCUCGACACACAUCAUAAACUCUGCACAUUCAUUCUCAAGAACCCACCUGAGAAUAGUGACAGUGGUACAGGGAAGAAAGAAAAGGAAAAGAAAAAUAGAAAGGGCAAAGACAAGGAAAAUGGCUCCGUGUCCAGUAGUGAGACGACGCCGCCGCCACCACCACCACCAAAUGAAAUCAGUCCUCCACAUGCUGUGGAAGAAGAGGAGGAUGAUGAUUGGGGGGAGGAUACAACUGAGGAAGCUCAAAGGCGCAGAAUGGAUGAAAUCAGUGAUCAUGCCAAAGUUCUGACUCUCAGUGAUGAUUUGGAAAGGACUGUUGAAGAACGGGUUAAUAUCCUGUUCGAUUUCGUAAAGAAAAAGAAAGAAGAGGGUAUCAUUGACUCCUCCGACAAAGAAAUUGUUGCUGAAGCAGAAAGACUGGAUGUAAAAGCCAUGGGUCCUCUUGUUUUGACUGAAGUUCUUUUUAAUGAGAAGAUUAGAGAACAGAUUAAGAAGUACAGGCGCCAUUUCUUACGAUUUUGUCACAACAACAAAAAAGCUCAACGGUACCUUCUUCAUGGUUUAGAGUGUGUGGUAGCAAUGCAUCAAGCUCAGCUUAUCUCCAAGAUCCCACAUAUCUUAAAGGAGAUGUAUGACGCAGACCUUUUGGAAGAAGAGGUCAUCAUCAGCUGGUCAGAAAAGGCUUCUAAGAAAUACGUCUCGAAAGAACUUGCCAAAGAGAUUCGUGUCAAAGCAGAACCAUUUAUAAAGUGGUUGAAGGAAGCAGAGGAGGAAUCUUCCGGUGGUGAAGAAGAUGAUGAAGAUGAGAAUAUUGAGGUGGUAUAUUCGAAGACUGCCAGUGUACCGAAAGUUGAAGCUGUGAAGUCUGACAACAAGGACGAUGACAUUGAUAUUGAUGCCAUUUAAAGGGGUGGGUACAACCCGGCUUAACAGUGUAAUGCUGAGACUCUUUCUGCAUCAUCAACCAGAAGUGCAACAUGUAUGUGCAAAAGCUAAAAAGAAAUGGCUUAACAUCAUGCUACACUUUUUACUAAAAAUGUAUUGCUGUGAGUGGUCUGUAAUUAAGCCCAGUGAGACAUCUAGGGAGUCCAUACACAUAUCAGUGAGCAGAUGUAGUUUGCUUAUUUAUAGCAUGUUUCUUUUUGAGAAAUUAGUGGUGGACACAUUUGGAUCACAUUUAUACAGUUAUAAAAAUAAAGAUUUGAUUUUGGUCAUUCUUCAUAUUUUUGGCUCUGAAUGACUUAAGCUGAAAUAAUUGGCUCCUUUUAAAAAUGUACCAUCAUUUAACCUGAUAGGAUUCUUGGGGCCUGUUAGAAAUUGUUAGGUGCUAAGACUGUAAAAUGGUCUUCAGCAGAAUGUAAACAAACUUAUUUGUAAUUACCUUACUCAGCUGUUAAACACAGUACUUGUCUCUAGUUCCUCAAAUUGGCUUCUGGUAAUGUAUAUUCUUACGUACCUUGCCAAGGUGGACUAAUAAUUAAAUGGCAGUGCAACACCUUUAUUGUACUAAGUAAAAAUGAUCUGAGUGUCCUAUAAAUAAUUUUAAGAGCAGUUUUUGAAACUUGAAUUUUUUUUUGUCAGUUUGUGUACACUUGCCCCAAAUUGUAGUCUUUGAAGUCAUUGUGCAUUGCACGUUGGAUGAGCCAGGGGAGUUAUUACAUUAACAUAAGCAUUUUCUGUGUAUGUAGCUGUUGCUUUGUGCUGAGAGAAAACUCUUCAAGCUUUGGAGUAUGAUUAAAUAGUAAGCUCAGUGAUUUUAUUUGGGGGAUGACAAAAAAGGUGCACUUAAUCUCUAGCAAAAAAAUAAUAAUUUUUCAGCUUUUACGGUUUAAAUUAUAACUUCAAAAUGUUUAGAUAUAUACUGUAUAUUUUGUUCAGUGUGGAUUUUCCCCGAUACUAUGGCUUUUUCUUUAAUGCCUUUUACAUUUGAACACAUAGCUAUGCUUUUUAGGUUUUGGUUGCUAUCUUGCCAAAAUAAGUGUUACUAUGUCUCAAACUUGUCCUCCCCCACAAGAUGUUUUAUUUGAAAAGCCAAAAUUGUACUUUCAGGUCAGAGGCUGUAUAUUGGUUGAAAACUUGGUGUCUUUUAUUUCACAUUGAAUAUAGCCAGACACUCGAGAAGUCUGUGGUUGAUGGCCACUGAAUGCAGGUGACUAGGGCCUGGCCCAGCCCAUCCUAGGCUUUAGAUUUGGAAGUAACUUCCUUAUAAAUCCUUGCCCAAUUAAUUAGCUGAUCUAAACUCCACUUGACAUGUGUUCUGGCUACACCUGAGAAACCAUUUUCAAGAUAGAAAUUUGCUGCAUUUAUUUGCCAUGAAAAGUGCCCCGUGGGAAUCAAGAACCACAGGUUGGUUUCAUUUGGAACACAAGCUUACAGCAUUCAAAUCUCUGCUUUGUGAUUCAUCUCACAGAUUGUAAUGAGACCUUAACAAAUGUGUGUAAAAUUUUUCACAUUGAAAUUAUACAAACUCUUGAUAUAAUUAAAACCUUGUUAGCUUGAUAUUUUAAGAAAUUAAAAUUCAGCGAUUUUACUGGAGAGAGGUGAGUUGGCCACCAUCUGCCUUUUGAUAGAUUUUGAUGAGAGCAAAGCAGAAGCCACAUACCUGGAAGGAUUGUGCUUUGUCACACCAAAGAGGUUUUUGCAAAUUCAUAUCUCACCUAGGUUUCAAAUUCUUUACCAUGGGCCCGUUUGCUUUCAUUAUUUGAAAUUCUGUAGGAGGUAGAUAGUGGUGGUCUAAAGCCAACUUGCACUCAAUAUACCCAGUAUCAAGCUUAUAAGGUUGUUAACAGAGGUUCAGUUUUCGUUUUUGUUUUUUAAUUAAAGAACAUGUUCAGGGCUUCUAAACACUAAAGAGAAAUUUUUGGCUUAAACUGGUGUUCAGUCUGGUGCCAAACGUCCAAUGGAAUUCAGAUCCAUGUAAUUUUAUUCACAGAGGCUACCCUGAUAGAGUAAUGUACCUCUUCACUUUGCUCUAUUCAGCUGUCUUAAAAUUUCCUGUUUCAAACAGCUACAUUACUUGAUUAAAACAAUGUUAAAAUUAA
This is a messenger RNA of Pteropus alecto (black flying fox), 3725 nucleotides long. RefSeq names its product eukaryotic translation initiation factor 5 (gene EIF5). The coding region runs from base 295 to 1590 and encodes 431 amino acids. Gene Ontology annotation, molecular function: eukaryotic initiation factor eIF2 binding; GDP-dissociation inhibitor activity; translation initiation factor activity. NCBI's taxonomy places the organism in Eukaryota, Metazoa, Chordata, Mammalia, Chiroptera, Pteropodidae. Gene Ontology annotation, cellular component: cytosol. Gene Ontology annotation, biological process: formation of translation preinitiation complex; formation of cytoplasmic translation initiation complex; translational initiation. The record is from RefSeq and is a predicted model, not a curated record. The transcript has 11 exons.